GUCUUAGCAAGUUAAUCCGUCCUGGCGAGGAUAUUAAAGUCUGAGCUCUACCGGAAGUUAUAGAGAUAUAUUUCGUUCACUGGAGGUUAAAGCCAGUUGUGAAGUGGGUCUGUUAAGUUUGUCGUUGCUGCUGAAUGAGUUGUUAGUUGUGUUUAUUAUUGCUGUAGUGAUGGCGGAAGUGUUUGCCGGGCGCGUGCUCCUGAAUAAAGCCGGACAGGAAGUGGAGCCGGAAGAGGCGCUGCGGAAUAAAGUAGUCGGGUUGUAUUUCUCCGGCGGCUGGUGCCCUCCGUGCCGCGACUUCACACCGGUGCUGUGUGACUUUUACACCGAGCUGGUGGAAGAGUGCGAGCCUCCUGCUCAACUCGAAAUCGUGUUCAUCUCCUCGGAUAAAUCUGCUGAGGACAUGGCGGAGUACUACCAGCACAUGCACGGGGACUGGCUCGCGCUGCCCUGGACCGACCAGUACAAGCACGAGCUGAAGAAGAGGUACAACAUCACAGCCGUGCCCAAGCUGGUGAUCGUGAAGGAGAACGGGCAGGUGAUCACGGACAAAGGCAGGAAGCAGAUCCGAGAUCAGGGCCUGGCCUGUUUCAGGAACUGGCUGGAAGUAGCUGAAAUCUUCCAGAACUUCAAAUGCUAGUGAUAUGAGUUUGAGUUUUCUUGUGCAACCGGCUAGUGAAGGAAAGUCGCAUCCUGCACUUUAACAGGAGGAGGAGUCUGGACACUUUAUAGCUAUGCUGUUAUAAAUAAAUUUUAAAUGCUUUUGCUAGUUUGAAGUGUAUUUUUACUGCUGUGUUUUUAUAUAUAAGGAAUAUUUUCCUCAGUUGUAGGAUAGUGGAUGAGUGUUCGUUGUUGUACUGAUGAUUGUUGCUACACUAGUACUCAGGGACUGUUUUAUGUCUAGCUUUGUCAUGGUGCUUCAGAUUCCCCAGCGUUUCAUUAAAACACUGAUAUGUUCCCGA
Molecule: messenger RNA, 962 nt
Organism: Neoarius graeffei (lesser salmon catfish)
Lineage: Eukaryota; Metazoa; Chordata; Actinopteri; Siluriformes; Ariidae
Gene: nxnl2
Product: nucleoredoxin like 2
Exons: 2
Coding region: 170-640 (156 amino acids)
Biological process (GO): sensory perception; photoreceptor cell maintenance
Source: RefSeq, a predicted model, not a curated record